CUCUCUUUGAUGCUGAAGCCGAAGAUAUCAUAAGCACUACAACACCAUUUUUAAGGACGUAUCAUCUAUCUGGUUCUCUUCCUCCAGGACUGUCGACGCCUCUUUCUCCUCCAACUGUCCUAUUGUUCCUCCUUGCCCCUGUCCCUCUGCUAGGAGCGAUGCUCAUGCCUGAAAGCUUACAGGGGGAAGGUUCCGGAUUUGAGCCGAAAGCACUUGGCGCCGUUUGGAUUCUAUUGUUGUGUGUACUUGCACAAGCGUCCAACCAGAUCUGGAUACUUCUUGGCCGUUAUGUACGCAAGUGGAGUAUUGAGGACGUUAUCGCUCAUGCUCUCACUGGCGGGGAUGGAAGGAGGCACGGAUUUAGGGAGCGGUGGAGAAAGCGCAUAUCCAGAGUGUCUGGUGUGGCAGUUGCGUCUAUAUGCGCGUUGAUCUGUGUCAUGUACCUUCAAGGUGCCGUUGAUGCGCUGCUGCGAAGUUCUGAAUCUGCCACCCUUCUCUCCCGAGUUGUCGUCACAGUCAUUUGCUCGAUACUGGUUACCCCUUUCAUCAUCCCGACCGCCAUAACAUCCAAGUGGCUCUCAGCCUCAGUGCUGCUAUCUGAGGCUGCGUACAUCGUCCUGAUUGUGCUCAUGGUGGUACAUCGCCCUGACUCCGGGACAGGCGCGGCGGAAAGCAGAACUGCUGUUACCUUCGCGAGUUCCGCAACAAUCAACUGGGGUGCUUUUGCGACCACUGCCUUCACCUCGGCAUCGCCGCUGUUCACAUACCCGUUAUAUGCAUCUCAUCUCGCCGGUCGAGUCACCAGCGCACAACCGUUCAUCCCAAAACGCCGGGUGUACCCCUACUCGAUACACAUGCUUGUGACCGCAUUCAUCUCUUUCCUUUUUUUACUUCCCUGGUACCUUGUUCCUUCGUCCGGAGGAAAUUUGCACCCGCUACCAUUCACCCUUUGCUUCCUCUUCAGUAUACCCCCCGUAUGGGUCAUCUCACUAUCACCUCGCCUUCCAACAGCCCGCACGACGCCUCGUGCCUCCACGUUACGAUACAGCCUAUGGGGGUUCAUCGUCGUCGCCGCGUGCAUGCCACCAACACUCUCCCAGCCUCUUCUUCGCCUUCUCAUCCUAGCCAUUCUAUUCCUCACGUAUCCUUUACCCGCCACGCUACAUAUCUUCGAACAUAAUUUUUAUCCACCAUUAUCCAUCCUUAUAUCUGAUGAAGCAGCGGAUCCUAGCGAUCGUGAGCGUCAAAACCUGAAUGGCGCCGAGGUAGUCUCCCCGAGUGAUCCUAACUCCGCUGACUCGUUACUACGACGGAAAGAACGCAGUCUGCAGCGAAGACGACUUGGGCGGAGAAUCCUAUGGGACAUUGGCGUUUGGCUCGUUCUGCUACCUUUCGGAAUCAUUACCACGACCUGGGCUGCAGGUCGGUUCUUGGGAAGGUGGUAGAUGUGCAAUAUUCGUAUUUAUCGGGAGAGCAAAAAUUAAAUUAUUACCGUAUAGGCAAGCUUCCAUUUGUAUCUGCUUUCCAACGGACUGGCGUUGUGAUUCUCUAACAUAGUUUGUCGACUACCUGACAGGAUCACCUGUGCACCGAGCAUCCCCAACCAAGGUCUUGACCCCACGACCUCCACAUUCGCUGCACAAUUAGAAAUUUCUCCUCUUUGUCGAAAGAAGAUUCUUCUAAGUCCGACAGGUCUUCAAGGAAACCCUCACGGAGUCUUGAGCGCCUAGGGAGCGAGGAUUCAGCAUACCUUCUUAGAUGAGUAAGGGAGACGAUGAGCAAGCCCUGUGUGAGUGCUGGGAGCUGUUUGCUUGAUGGUUCAUCGGAAGAGGGCGAUUCA
Cantharellus anzutake is the source of this 1840-nucleotide messenger RNA. RefSeq lists its product as uncharacterized. Lineage: Eukaryota; Fungi; Basidiomycota; Agaricomycetes; Cantharellales; Hydnaceae. The annotation marks the transcript as partial. The record is from RefSeq and is a predicted model, not a curated record. The transcript has 5 exons.